Messenger RNA from Dissoconium aciculare CBS 342.82, 909 nucleotides. RefSeq lists its product as uncharacterized. The coding region runs from base 240 to 743 and encodes 167 amino acids. The transcript has a single exon. The record is from RefSeq and is a predicted model, not a curated record. Lineage: Eukaryota; Fungi; Ascomycota; Dothideomycetes; Mycosphaerellales; Dissoconiaceae.
AGACGGGAAAAGACACUUAUGUUUGCCUUCCAAGAUACUUGCUAGGCCGUAGAACGCGUGGCAUCAUUAGGGAAGCUUAGUCACUGAAUCUCAAGGAUGACCGUCGUGCUGAUCAUCAAGAUCAUCGAGGUUGUUUGCGAAGGGUCGCGAUGGUGGAAAGGGUCAAUUGCGAAUAAGAUUCAUAGAUUGUGCGGAUCUGACCACCGGGCCUAGGGCCGCGAUCGUGGACAAUAGCGGCGAUGAGGCGGAAGGUCGUGAGCAUCGAACCAAUCAGAGAGGCGCGGCCGAGUCGGACUCUCGAGCAUGAUGACAUUUCCAAAGCGUUGACCGGCACGACUCGCGAAUUUGAUGUCUGUACCUGGGUACCAAGGUGUGCUUGUAAACAUGUUUGGUGCUUGCAGAUCAUUGAAUAUCGGCCGGCUCGAGAGACGAGGCGAGCAGAAAUAUUGAUCAGACGGUCGUACCCGCCGACCGGAGACUCUCCCUCUCUACGACGCAGCAGGGUCGCAUUGACGAAAAGCUGGGAUGAUGUGCAUGGCAUGAGUCAGUGCCUGUCCUUUAUCCCCAAGCAAAUAGGGGGGAAGAGAACGUCACGAGUCAAUCAAGAAAGCAAGGACCCUGAACCGAUGACACGCAGCUGCAGCCCGAGCAUCCUGGCUGCUUUUGGCGGGCGCAUUGGUCAAUCGCCAUCAUAUCUGGUCAUCUCGAUGCUGAUCGGACAGGAUCGCGCGAUCAGAUGCUAGCUCGGAGGCGCUGUCUCACCACAUCUGUCUGCAUUUCGUGUGAUUAUUCUUGGCAUGAUGUUUGAGUAAUAAGCGUUAAUCAUUGUUAUCACGAAAUGCUGUGUCCGGGCGUCACGCGAUCAACAUCUUGCCGACUGCUUUCCUGCUAUCGCACUCAAGGAUGCAU